UUUGGGGGUGAUGAAAAUGUUCUGGAACUGAAUCGUGGUGAUGGUCGUACCACAUUGUAAAUCUAUUAAAUUCCACUGAGUUUGACACUUUAAAAUGGUUACAGUGGUGAAGUUUAUCUCAAUCCGUAAAAUAACAACAAAAAGGAAGACCGAUCAACCAACCCAGGGUUGAAGGAGGAGGAAGGGAAAGAUCAGGAAUCUGGAACAUUUCUCUGAGUUUAGUUUCCUCAUCUGUACCUGGUGGUAAUAAUGCCCCCAUCCCCCACUGGCUUGAGUAAGGAGCAGGAAUAAAGUGUUACAGAAACACUUAGCACCGAGGCACUCAGUGUCAAUGUUAAUUGCCUUCUUUUCUAUGUAAGUAUCUAAACCUAUUUGUCUCCUUUUAUACCUUUAUUUCUUAUGACCCUAUGGGUCGUGGCUCCAGCCUGCCGAUCUGUUCUUCAGGAGGGCUCCUCCCACUGACUCUCCCUGCCUUGAGCCAGAUGCAUCUGGAAAGUUGUCCUGGUGUGAAAGGCCAGUAGGCUCGUUAGGCCACUGCCACAGAAUCACUUAAGAGCUGAUUUUGUGGGACUCACCUACUGAAUCAGACUCUCUGGGGAUGCUUGCUUCAGGGGAAUCUGGUGUCUGUAUUUUUCAUAAAUGCUCCAGGUGAUGGUCGUGCAUGUUCAAGUUGGGGACUGCCGGUUUCAUUUAUUCCUGUCUUUACCAUCUCCUCCAGGAAGUCUGCUCGGACUCCUCCCCUGAGAAGCCCUCUGAUUAGCCAGAGGGCUCCUUCCCUGUGUCUGAGGUUCUCAGUGUCUGGGCCAAAGUCAGCUUGGGUUCGGCUGGGUCUGCUCUCUCCCUGCAGACCCGGGGACUCCCAGGGACAGAUGCCUGGCCGUCUCUUUCCUCUUGUCACCCUGGUUCCUCCUGAGUGUAGGCUCUCCAGGGAUGCUGUAGGAAGACACUUCAGUUUUAAAGCCUCUAGAAUCCUGCUUACUUCUACCGAUAUUUGGGAGAACUUAGAUUCUCUCUCUUCCUACCAUUCUACUCCUGACUUUUCGAGAUGAUGUAGAAAUUGUAUUACUGUGUCACAUCAGCCUUUGCUUUUCCUGUCCCAUGUCAUCCCACAGAUGUGCUAGGUUUGGGCCAGCCCCCACCCCACCCUGACAAGUGACCAUGGAUCCUGGAGCCGGGCCAGAGUCAUCUCUGACUGUCAAUGAGCAGGUCAUCGUGAUGUCAGGCCACGAGACCAUCCGCGUGCUGGAAGUUGGAGUGGAUGCCCAGAUCUCUGCCGAGGAGGAGGGCAAAGGGCUGGAGGGUGUGGCUGCCGAGCGAUCCCAGAGCAGAGGCCCUGGCGAAGCUAGUGAACCUGCUGGCGAAGCCGGGCCAGACAACCCGGACUCCUCUGCUGAGGCAACUGUCUCUCCCGGGGAUCCCUCCGAGCCCUGCCCCUGCUCUUGCCACCUUCAGCCAAGCCCCGAGCCAGCCUCAGGCAUCGCAGACCCUGACGCCACUGGCUGUUCAAGCUGCCCCCCAGGUCUUGACUCAGGAAAACUUAGCCACAGUUCUGACAGGAGUUAUGGUUCCAGCAGGGGCAGUUACUCAACCUCUUCUUAUCCCCAUCAGUAUUGCAGGUCAAGUGGCUGGUCAGCAGGGGCUGGCCGUGUGGACAAUUCCUACAGCAACCGUGGCCGCCCUCCCCGGACUGACAGCUGCUUCUCCCACGGGGGGGAUUUUCAAGCCACCUUUAGCCGGUCUGCAAGCAGCUGCCGUGCUGAACGCCGCUCUCCCGACACCCGUACAAGCCGUCCCACCGGUACAGGCCGCCUCCUCGCCCACCCAGUCCCGGCCAGCAGCCCAGCCCCAGACGCUGUUCCAGACCCAGCCGCUGCUGCAGACCACGCCUGCCGUUCUCCCGCAGCCCACUGCUGCCGCCGCUACUGCCCCCACCCCCAAGCCGGAUACCCCCCCACAGAUCACCGUCCAGCCUGCGGGCUUCGCGCUGAGCCCAGGAAUUAUCAGUGCUGCUUCCCUCGGGGGACAGACCCAGAUCCUAGGCUCUCUCACUACCACUCCGGUCAUUGCCAACGCCAUUCCCAGCAUGCCGGGGAUCGGCAGUCAGAUCCUCACCAACGCUCAGGGACAGGUUAUUGGAGCACUUCCGUGGGUAGUGAACUCGGCCAGCGUGGCAGCCCCAGCACCAGCCCAGGGCCUGCAGGUCCAGGCUGUGACACCCCAGCUGUUGCUGAACGCCCAGGGCCAGGUGAUUGCGACCCUGGCUAGCAGCCCCCUGCCUCCUCCUGUGGCUGUCCGGAAGGCAAGCACGCCUGAGUCCCCUGCUAAGAGUGAGGUGCAGCCCAUCCAGCCCACGCCAGCCGUGCCCCAGCCUGCGGUGGUCAUCGCCAGCCCAGCCCCAGCGGCCAAGCCGUCUGCCUCUGCUCCCAUUCCAAUCACCUGCUCUGAGACCCCUACUGUCAGCCAGUUGGUAUCCAAGCCACAUACCCCAAGUCUGGAUGAGGACGGAAUCAACUUGGAGGAGAUCCGGGAGUUCGCCAAGAACUUUAAGAUCCGACGGCUGUCGCUGGGCCUCACGCAGACUCAGGUGGGUCAGGCUCUGACUGCCACGGAAGGCCCAGCCUAUAGCCAGUCAGCUAUCUGCCGGUUCGAGAAGCUGGACAUCACGCCCAAGAGUGCCCAGAAGCUGAAGCCAGUGCUGGAAAAGUGGCUGAAUGAAGCCGAACUCCGGAACCAGGAAGGGCAGCAGAACCUGAUGGAGUUUGUGGGAGGUGAGCCCUCCAAGAAACGCAAACGCCGCACCUCCUUCACCCCCCAGGCCAUAGAGGCUCUGAAUGCCUACUUCGAGAAGAACCCACUGCCCACAGGCCAGGAGAUCACCGAGAUUGCUAAGGAGCUCAACUAUGACCGGGAGGUCGUGCGGGUCUGGUUCUGCAAUCGGCGCCAGACCCUCAAGAACACCAGCAAGCUGAAUGUCUUUCAGAUCCCCUAGGGCUCUGCCCCCAGCCCUGCGUUCCAGCACUUUGUACUUUUCCCUCGGCACUGGCUGCAGCCACUGCCGUGACAGCACCUGUUGUUCUGCCGCGUGCAGCUGUGCUCGUCCUGGGUCGUGAGACUCCACUGUGUGCAUGUGUGUCCACUGCCUCCCUCCUCUCCUCCGCGCGUCUCUCACAGCAUGGGGAGGGCAGAGGGACCCACCGGAGAGCUCCAGGCUCAGGCCGGUCACGCCAAGGGACCCCUCCCUUAAGUGGUGUCACUUAAAGAAGCACUUUGCUAAUGUGGUUUUCGAAGGGUGAAUUCUGGUUGGGAACCAGACACGCCCCGUCCUUGGGGAAGGGCUGCAGCAGCCCCCAAAGGACCCCUGGCCAUUAGCUCUUGUUUUUGAUGGCAUUCUCUCUCCACCCUCUCUUCCCCUUUGCUCCUGUGUGUAAGUGCGACAGAUAUAGCAGCUUGCCCCGUGAACCCGCAGCCUCACCUCCCACCCUUUGCCUGCAGGCACACUAUCCCCCCCAAAGGACCCAAGAGGCACAGGUGUGAAAAGUGUGGCGAACUGCUCAGAAGGUCAGGCUCAGUGUCUGCCUUGCCUUCAAGGUCAGAAGGUUCCCACAGCCCUGGGGCCAGAACACGUGAUCUCCUUUCCCACUUCUUCCUGAUUCCUUUUGGGGGGAAUUGCACUAAAGCAGAAUCUUUUUCACUUUAAUCCAUGUUGGAAGGAAGCAGCUUUGAACUCUAGCUGUCCUGGAGUUGACCUGGGUCUACAGCAGGGUGGAAACUUAAUAAAUAAACCCACCCUCCCAGACUUUCAUCCGACCUCUGCCCUUCGCCAUCUCCCCCACUAACAGGGAGGGCUAAAGAAUGGGCAGCCUGGAAAAUCCCAUUGCCCAAGCUCGCAGCAGCCUGGAGAAAAAUGAGGGAAGGAACGCUGACUCUGUCUUUCUCUGGGCCUCCUACUCACCCCCCACCCAGUACCGGGCCUUCUCAGAGGGGGCAAAUGAAACACGAAACCAGAGCAAGGCCCUAGGGAAAAGGCCAACAUCCAGAAAGAACUGAUGGCAGCCCAGGAAGGUCUCUUGCAGAAGGUGACUUAACUCUAAUUUUCUUUGAGACUUAGAGCCUUGGAUACUGGAGGAGAAAUCUUACUUUGUCUAAAGUCGGAGACCACAUGUUUGUGCAAACAGGCCCUGUCCCCCCAGCCCCUGUGCUCCUCUGAAUCAAGAAGACCCCCAAGGCAGGAUGGGUGUCACCUGUAGAGAGGCUAGCUAUGGCACGUUGAGGGCUGGCAUCUCGUCUGAGCUGCGAAGUGAGUUUGCAGCCUCACGGUGGCUGGACAGCCUCUGGAACUCAGUAUUGUUUCUCUGGGAGGUCAGGAGAGCACUAAGAGGAGGGCUUAGAUGAACCCAGACUUGCUGUGUAGACCAUCCCCUAAAGGGGCACAAGUCACAGAGCUGGGUCCGUAGCAGCUGCCCUCCACCACACCUCACACGAUACAGCCUGUGAAGUGGCUGUGAGGCGAGGGCACAUCCCCACCCACUGUCACUGGUGGCAGAGCCAUCACCUAGUCUGGCGUUCUCUGGCUUGCUGUCGUUUCCUGCCUACACCUGGUCCCUGGCAGGCCCUCCCUUGCCGCAGUGGCCGCCCUCUUGGUAGCCCUGCCAGUGAGAGGACAAGUGUGUGUCAAAUUGCCACACACACACACACACACACACACACACACACCCC
Ailuropoda melanoleuca (giant panda) is the source of this 4716-nucleotide messenger RNA. It is a transcript of the gene POU6F1, whose product is annotated as POU class 6 homeobox 1. Gene Ontology annotation, molecular function: RNA polymerase II cis-regulatory region sequence-specific DNA binding; DNA-binding transcription factor activity, RNA polymerase II-specific. The transcript is spliced from 10 exons. Bases 1259 to 2989 code for a protein of 576 amino acids. The record is from RefSeq and is a predicted model, not a curated record. NCBI's taxonomy places the organism in Eukaryota, Metazoa, Chordata, Mammalia, Carnivora, Ursidae. Gene Ontology annotation, biological process: regulation of transcription by RNA polymerase II.